Molecule: messenger RNA, 2019 nt
Organism: Oxyura jamaicensis (ruddy duck)
Lineage: Eukaryota; Metazoa; Chordata; Aves; Anseriformes; Anatidae
Gene: SOX14
Product: SRY-box transcription factor 14
Exons: 1
Coding region: 372-1094 (240 amino acids)
Biological process (GO): positive regulation of transcription by RNA polymerase II; cell differentiation; anatomical structure morphogenesis
Molecular function (GO): DNA-binding transcription factor activity, RNA polymerase II-specific; RNA polymerase II cis-regulatory region sequence-specific DNA binding
Source: RefSeq, a predicted model, not a curated record
CGCUGUGAACGCCCUGCCACUAUGUCAGCCUGCGCGCCGCAGCCCCUCGCCUUUGAACUGCCCCGCGCCGCUCCGCGUCCCCACCGCCGGCUCGCCGCCCGCCCCGCCGCCCGCCGGCCUCCGCGGGCCUCCGCGCCCCUCCGCACCCCUCCGCGCCCCGCCCCGGCACGGCUCCCGCCGGGGACGGCGUUGGCGGAGGACCUGUGAUGAUCAGCUGAGCCCGCGCCUCCCGCUUCUCCGGCUGCCCCGGCCGCCUCCUCCUCCUCCUCCUCCGCCUCUUCCUCCCGCCGUCGCCCGCUGCCGCCGCCCGGUGCCCCCCAGCGCGCCCCGCACCGCGCCCCGCCGAGCCGAGCCGCCCGCCCGGCCGAAGCAUGUCCAAGCCCAGCGACCACAUCAAGCGCCCCAUGAACGCCUUCAUGGUGUGGUCCCGCGGCCAGCGGCGCAAGAUGGCCCAGGAGAACCCCAAAAUGCACAACUCGGAGAUUAGCAAGCGGCUGGGCGCGGAGUGGAAGCUGCUUUCCGAGGCGGAGAAGCGCCCCUACAUCGACGAGGCCAAGCGGCUGCGGGCGCAGCACAUGAAGGAGCAUCCCGACUACAAGUACAGACCCCGGCGCAAGCCCAAGAACCUGCUGAAAAAGGACAGGUAUGUCUUCCCUUUGCCUUACCUCGGGGAAACCGAUCCCUUAAAGGCCGCCGGGCUUCCCGUGGGGGCCACUGACUCUCUGCUGAGCUCCCCGGAGAAGGCCAGGGCUUUCCUGCCUCCCACCUCAGCACCUUACUCCUUACUUGACCCCAGCCAGUUCAGCUCCAGCGCCAUUCAGAAGAUGACUGAGGUUCCUCACACCUUAGCCACCAGCACCCUGCCCUACGCCUCCACCUUGGGAUACCAGAACGGGGCGUUCGGCAGCUUGAGCUGCCCCAGCCAACACACCCACACUCACCCCUCGCCAACUAACCCGGGCUAUGUCGUGCCAUGUAACUGUACAGCUUGGUCGGCUUCCAGUUUGCAGCCUCCAGUUGCCUACAUAUUAUUCCCGGGCAUGACCAAGACUGGGAUAGACCCCUAUUCUUCAGCACAUGCGACUGCUAUGUAACACCCACCCACACCCCCACAGGCGUCCCCCCGCCCCGAGCGAGGCUUGGGUUGCAGCCGGAACUGGGAUUCAUUCAUGUGCAUGUACAUAAAACCCGCAGAAGCAAAAGGCCACCCGAACACAGGACUCUGCCGCCCGCCACCGCGCCGGGACAGCCGCGGACGCUGCCUCGGGGAUGCUCCCGGAGAUGCUCUCGCCCAAACCCGGCCCUCGCCCCGAGAGCUGUCCCCAGGCUCGGGGGGGGAUCUGCAGCCGCGGGGGCGGAUGGCAACCCGGCGCUUGUAAGAGUUGUAAAUGUGUUUAAAAAAAUCCCGGAAAAAAAAAAAAAAAAAAGGAAAGAAAAAAAAGCGAAAGAAAAGCGAACCUUGAACUGCCCCUUUGGGACAAAGCGGGGAAAUAUAAGAGAGAUAGAGGCGGUUUCGAUUUUUAUUUAUUCUCUUAAUGUCUAUGAGUUCUCCAGGGUCUCAUGUCACUUGGACUUGACUUUGGGAAGUCCCGGUGUUACUAUGAGUUUUUGUUUUUGUUUUUGUUUUCCUUUUGCACAUUGAAAGACGAGAUCAGCUGUGUUAUAUAUAUAAAUAUAUAUAUAUUUUGCCACCACGCACUACUAGUUAAAAAUUGCUUUUCAUGUCAGAAAAAAGGCUCUUCAAAGUUAAAAUAACAAAAAAAAGAGGGGGAGAAACAUUUAUAUUUAAAACAUAUGAUAGUGUUUGCUUAAUUUAAAACAGAUAGUCCUUAAAUUUGUGUGAUCCAGUGAGACUAGAUCUAAGUUUACUUUAGACAGAGCGUCAGGUAUGAAGUCAGGCAGUAGAAUUGUAAAAAAAAUACUACUACUACUACUACUACUAAUAAUAACGAAAAACCGAAUAAGAAGCGACGGUCAUUUAAAUAUGUUUUCGCGAUGUCUUGGGAAGAAAAAAGAAAA